AUGGAGUAUGUACAAUUAGGAGAAAAGUUAGGUUUGCAAGGAACUGAGUUACAAGAGUUUGUUGACAGAAAAGAGAGAGAAUAUUUUGAAAGGAUGGAAAGGGCAGCAGAGAGAGAAGCGAGAAAGAUUGAGAGCGAAAUUGAAUUAGAAAAACUUAAGAAAGAAACUGAAUUACAAAAAUUAAAAGCUGGAGAAUUAGCUGUAGAUCCAUUAGGUCUUGCUUCUCAAUCGCUUGCUAAGUUGCCAAAGUUACCUCCGUUUGAUGAAUCUAAAGAUUGUAUUGAUUCAUAUUUACAGAGAUUCGAAAGGUUUGCUUCGUGUGCUAAGUGGGAACAGUCUUCAUGGGCGAUUAAUCUUAGUGCUCUCCUGAAAGGUAAAGCUCUUGAGGUGUAUUCUAGACUUCCAGUUUCAGAGGCUCUGAAUUAUGGUACCUUGAAACAAGCGUUGUUAAGGCGUUUUCAACUGACGGAAGAAGGGUUUCGUGUCAAAUUCCGUUCCAGCAGACCAGAACAGGGUGAGAAUCCUUCACAAUUCUUUGCUAGGCUGAACAAUUAUGUUGAGAAAUGGUUGUCUUUAGCAGAUAGUCCUAAAACAUAUGACGGUCUUAAAGAUUUGUGUUUAAGAGAACAGUUUUUAAACAGUUGUAGUAAGCAGUUGGGAAUGUAUCUUAAAGAAAGACAUCCGAAGCUCAGCGUAGAAGAAAUGUCAAAACUCGCAGAUCAAUUUAUUGAAGCUCAUGGUUAUACUUCAUUCACUAAAGACUUACAAGUUUUUCAGAAGCAACCAUCAAGCACUUACAACGUUCAGAGUAAUAACAGUGGAUCCAUUCAAAAACAACAGGCGUACCAAGGAUCACUACAGCAAAAGGGUGAGAGAAAAUGUUACAUCUGUGGGAAAAGUGGUCAUUUGGCAAGAAACUGUUUCUCCAAGCAGAAAAUUCCUCGUGCAGUACCUACUUCGCACAAUACUCAAAAGGCUGCAGUGUUACAGAGUCAACAUAACUGUGAGUUGAAUUGCAUAAAAUCUAAUGACAAUUCUAGUUCCAGCUUACAGAAUUCUGCUGAAGUCAAGACGGACAAUGCUAUAUCGCAUCAAAAUCAGCCUCACAUAGGAUCAGCAUGCAUUCUCAAACAUAAACUGUUGCAGUGUUGUGUCACAGAUGGACUUGUAAAACUCGCAUGUGGACACAUAUUACCUGUUAUUGGAGGCGUCUGCAAGGUUUGUGAAAAGAUGCCCGUUGCUAUGGGUUAUGUCGGUGAGAACUUUGUUAAAGUAUUAAGAGACUCAGGUUGUAGUGGUGUUGUUGUGAAGAGAGAUUUGGUUACAGAUGAUCAGCUGACUGGGCAAGUGCAGAAAUGUGUUCUGAUAGACGGCACAGUUCGUACAGUGCAGGAGGCUUCCAUCUAUGUCGACACUCCCUAUUUCACAGGUAAUAUCAAUGCUCUAUGUAUGAAAGAACCUGUUUACGAUCUUAUUAUAGGUAACAUCAAUGGUGCCAGAAAUCAGACGGAUCCUGAUCCACAGUGGUGUAGAAAAGACGUUAGAGAAGAGUGUAGUCAAGUUCUUCAAGCAGUACAGACAAGGAAUCAAAAGAAAAAAGAAGAGAAAGGUAUGAAAAAGCUAAAAGUUACAGAUUUAGUGGAUACUGAUAUGACAAUUGAUCUGAUGAAACAACUGCAGAUGGAUGAUUCUUCCUUGAAAGUGUAUCGUGAGCAUGCAGCGACUGGCAGAAAGAAGAACAUUGGUGAAAAUAUAGAGACAUGGUUUAGUGUUGAAAGAGGACUGUUGUACAGACAUUAUCAUUCAAGAAAGGUUAGUGAUGAAAAACUGUAUAAACAACUUCUUGUUCCAGAACCUUUGCGACAGAAAGUUAUGAUGAUUGCGCACGACAGUAUCCUAGGCGGACAUCUUGGUACAAAGAAAACUCUAGACCGUAUCAUGUCGAAUUUCUAUUGGCCUGGAAUCCAGGGUGACGUGACGAGAUAUUGCCAAUCAUGUGACAUAUGCCAAAGAACAUUUCCUAAAGGCAAAGUGACGAAGGUUCCGUUGGAGAAAAUGCCACUUAUUGAUACACCAUUUGAACGGGUAGCCGUAGAUUUGGUAGGUCCGCUUUCUCCAAUUACUGACAAAGGCAAUAGAUAUAUUUUGACUGUUGUAGAUUACAGUACUAGGUAUCCAGAGGCGGUUGCAUUGAAGAACAUCGAUACAGAGACGGUGGCAGAAGCGUUGGUAGAGAUAUUCAGCAGAGUUGGCAUUCCAAAAGAAGUUCUGUCGGACAUGGGUACGCAAUUUACCUCCAACAUCAUGAAAGAGGUGGGUCGACUUUUAUCAUUUAAGCAAUUAGUAACAACUCCAUACCAUCCAGCAUGUAAUGGACUAGUAGAAAAGUUCAAUGGUACUUUGAAGUCAAUGUUAAGGAAAAUGAGUUUUGAAAGACCAAAAGACUGGGAUAGAUAUUUACCAGCAUUGUUAUUUGCUUAUCGAGAAGUUCCACAAGAAAGCACUAAAUUUUCUCCAUUUGAUCUAGUUUAUGCACGUAAUGUUAGGGGACCUAUGAAAGUUUUGAAAGAACUGUGGACGAAGGAGGAGAAGGACCCGGAAGUGAAAACUACUUACCAGUAUGUGCUUGACCUUAAGGAGCGACUAGCAAGAACGUGUGAGCUGGCUCAGAGAGAACUUCAGAAGUCCAAAGAUUAUCACAAGAAACAGUACGAUAAAAGAACAAAGCCGAGAUCUUUCAAGGUUGGUGAUUUCGUUCUUCUUUUGCUUCCAACAGACCAUAACAAACUUUUAAUGCAGUGGAAAGGACCUUUCAAAGUAGUUGAUAGAAAAGGACAAACUGAUUACCAGAUAGAUAUGAAUGGACAUAUUCGUUUGUUUCAUGCAAAUUUAUUGAAGAAAUACAAUGUUCGAGAGGAAAGGAAUACAGACUCGCCAACAACUUUAGCCUCUUGUGUCGUUUUGGAAUCGGAGGAAACAGAGGACUCCAGUAAUGAACAUUUGUUACAUCUUCUUCCAAUGAAGGCAACAGAAUCAUUCACAGAUGUUAAGGUAAAUCAUUCACUGUCAUCAGAUCAGCUUGAAUCCAUUAAUGAUGUCUUACAUGAAUUUCAGGAAGUUUUAACAGAUCUACCUGGUAGAACGAAUGUUAUCCAGCAUGAAGUUCAUCUCACUACCAAAGAACCAAUCAGAAACAGACCAUAUCAGAUACCGUAUGCAGUCAGAAGUGCAGUCCGAGAAGAAAUACAGCAUAUGAUUGACAUGGAUAUCAUCGAACCAUCAGAAUCACCGUAUGCUAGUUCGAUUGUCGUGGCAAAGAAGUCCGAUGGUAGCCAGAGAAUAUGUGUGGAUUUUCGUAACUUGAAUAAGGUAACGAUUUUUGAUCCAGAACCAAUGCCAGAUCCAGAUGAAAUCAUGACUAAAAUAAGCAAUAGUCGUUUCUUUUCUAAGCUUGAUUUAUGUAAGGGUUAUUGGCAGAUUCCGAUGAGAGAAGAAGACAGAGAUUUAACAUCAUUUUUAACACCAGAUGGUUUGUACAGAUUUAAAGUAAUGCCCUUCGGUAUGAAGAAUAGCCCAGCUACUUUUAACAGGCUAAUGAGGAAAAUUCUCAAAGGUUUAGAGCAUACUGAUAGUUUUGUUGAUGACAUUCUCAUUCAUACAGAAACUUUUGAAGAACAUAUUACAGAACUGAGAAAAGUGCUGGAGAGACUUCAGAGAGCGCAAUUAAUAGCAAAACCAUCUAAAUGUGAGCUAGCGCAGACGAAACUUGAGUACUUGGGUCAUGUUAUUGGAGGAGGAACCUUACAGCCAACCAACAAGAAGUUAAGAGCUAUCCAAGAAGCACCAAGGCCAGAGACAAAGAAGCAGGUUAGAUCUUUCCUUGGUUUGAUUGGCUAUUAUAGAAAAUUUGUGCCAAACUUUUCCUCUAUUGCUGCUCCUUUAACUGACUUAACCAAGAAAGGUGUUCCAAACAAAUUUGACUGGAAACAAGAACAUGAUAAUUCAUUUAAGAGUUUAAAAUCCAUGUUGCUAUACAGCCCAAUUCUCAGAUUACCAGAUUUGACGAAGCCAUUCAUCUUAAGAACUGAUGCAUCUAAUCAUGGAGUUGGUGCAGUGCUGAUGCAGAAGCAUGAUGGACGUACAUUUCCAGUUGCGUAUGCAAGCCGGAAGCUGCUAGACAGAGAACAACGUUAUUCGGUUGUGGAGAAAGAGUGUCUUGCAGUUGUAUGGGCUAUACAGAAAUUUCAGUCUUACUUGUAUGGAAGAGCGUUUGUUGUGGAGACAGAUCAUAGAUCACUACUUCAUUUACAAAAGACUAAAGUUUCAAACAGCAAAUUGAUGAGAUGGUCUCUUUUUCUACAAGCGUUCAACUUUAGAACUGAAGUUAUUAGAGGUGUAGAUAACAUUGGAGCUGAUUUUCUCAGUCGUGUUGUUCCUGAGUAA
Molecule: messenger RNA, 4443 nt
Organism: Saccostrea cuccullata (small rock oyster)
Lineage: Eukaryota; Metazoa; Mollusca; Bivalvia; Ostreida; Ostreidae
Exons: 1
Coding region: 1-4443 (1480 amino acids)
Biological process (GO): DNA integration
Molecular function (GO): zinc ion binding; nucleic acid binding
Source: RefSeq, a predicted model, not a curated record